UAAUCAGUCUUUUGGUCACCAGUUACGCCAUAGUACUGGUUCGACAGCUACAUUCGCGUCGCUUUACAUCAUCUCAACAGUUUAGUCGCAAAACGUGUACCGCGAUGGAAGUGCUCACGCUGGUUGGCAUCUACGCGCUGCUGAUGUGGAGCUAUGACACUUUUAAAUCGCUUCUCGAACUCUGCUGGAACCUAUGGAAGGAACGCACCGAAGGUAUUGACUACGUGCGACGAUAUGGAAAAUGGGCCGUUGUCACUGGUGGUUCGGAUGGGAUUGGUCGUCAGUAUGCAGCCUUUUUCGCGAGCAAAGGGCUCAACGUUGCAGUGCUGGCCUUGGCGGAUAUGAAGCUGGAGCAAGUAGCGAAGGAAAUUCAGGAAAAGUAUGGCGUCGAAGUGAAGAAAAUUGCCGUUGAUUUUUCGAAAGGAUUCCAAGAGUACAGGCUCAUUGAAGAAAAACUUGCUGAUAUAGAAAUUGGAGUCCUCGUUAACAACGUCGGCACGGCUCAGGAUCCGGCAUAUUUCGACACCAUCGAAUGCGAAACCCACGAGCGUUUGGUCAAUAUUAACAUCAAUGCAGCCGUCAUGAUGAGCCGAAUCGUGCUGCCGCAGAUGAAACGGCGCCACCGUGGAUUGGUGAUCAACAUGUCGUCCGCCCUCGGGAUCCAUCCGGUGCCCGCCGUGUUGAUGUACGCAGCAUCGAAGGCGUUCGUGCUGAGCUUCAGCCAGGCGUUGCGUGAGGAAUUGCGCCCCUUUGGAGUCGAGUGCCAAACCGUUACUCCAUUCUUCGUGAAAACGACUUUGGCGAAGGAUUUUUUAAGGACCAAGUUGGCGUUUCUUAGCGUCGAUGUGGAUCGUUAUGGGAAGUGCCUAACAACGAUGAUCGGUAGAACGGCUCGGACAUCGGGAUAUUGGCAACAUGCACUUGAGAUAACUUUUGCCAAAUUAGCUCCUACGGAUGUGCUAUGCAGACUAUAUCAUUUGUUUAUGAGAUCGUCAUUUCCAGAAAUGAAAUGAAAAGAAAAGGUGAAGUGAAUUAUUUUAAUAUAAUGUCAUUCUUACAACUUCUCUUUCUAGUUUUUGUAAACAGGAUAUUCUUUGAUACUUGAAACUUUGAAAUAAAUCAUGGAUGUAUCUAUCGCCACAUGGAACAAAUAAUUAACCUCUAUUACGUCUGGUGGACAUCAUGUUAUUGCGUUGCGUUGCGUUGUAACGGAGUAUUUCGUAGAUUGCAAACUGAUAGCUGUCAUGUAUAUUAUUUAUCUUUCUUACCCCAACUGCUCAUGGAUUACUAUUUGGGAUUUAAUAGUAAC
Molecule: messenger RNA, 1309 nt
Organism: Armigeres subalbatus
Lineage: Eukaryota; Metazoa; Arthropoda; Insecta; Diptera; Culicidae
Product: very-long-chain 3-oxoacyl-CoA reductase-like
Exons: 4
Coding region: 105-1013 (302 amino acids)
Cellular component (GO): endoplasmic reticulum
Molecular function (GO): oxidoreductase activity
Source: RefSeq, a predicted model, not a curated record